Lindgomyces ingoldianus is the source of this 4752-nucleotide messenger RNA. RefSeq lists its product as uncharacterized. Gene Ontology annotation, molecular function: phosphorelay sensor kinase activity. Gene Ontology annotation, biological process: phosphorylation; phosphorelay signal transduction system. The record is from RefSeq and is a predicted model, not a curated record. Lineage: Eukaryota; Fungi; Ascomycota; Dothideomycetes; Pleosporales; Lindgomycetaceae. Bases 1 to 4737 code for a protein of 1578 amino acids. The transcript is spliced from 13 exons.
AUGCACAUCACCGUAGACGGAGCUUCUCUGGCAUCUAUGUGGGCGCUCCUUAAAGACCUCUUCAAAACUCGGAGCAGGCGGACCUGGAUUCUAUUCCUGUACAUGCUAAUAUCGAUUUUUGGGCGUUGUGUCGGGUGGGUUUCCAUUGGCAGUGGCGAGCAGAUUGCCCCUGCAGGCGAUUUCACACCGGGAUAUUUUAUAACGAAAGCGGGAAAUGACACGUUCAAUGCUACAUGUUCGGCCUCAGAUCAGUUCACUCUACUCGAAAAUCUGUGGUAUGGCCAUUUCAUGAACGUUCAUUCAGUACAGUCGGUGGCCGCCAACAUAUUACGAGGAGCAUUUGGAGUUCAAAGGCUGGAACUGGACGGAUUCUCCACGUCUUCAUUCCAUGUACACCAAUAUUUCCUUUUAGGCACCUUUCACUAUCCCAACAACAUCGAGACAUUUUCGUCAUGGAACUGGGCUAACGGCAGCUGGGAAAUGCGGACACCCAGGUGCAGGAUAUCCCUCAAUAUAACUCUCUUUAGCCGUGUAUAUGACGCCGAAGACGAAAGUUACGAACCCCUCCUAUCAGUGGGGUUGCAGUACCGUGCUGUCAACAGUGUUUGCUAUCUAUCAACUGGUCUGGGCUACCACCAUGUAUAUUAUCUGGCAGGAUUCACAGUUCAACUCGAAGCUUGUGAAGAGUGGAUAUGCGAUGACGCAGUUGAGAGCUGCAUUCACAUUGGCCACGGCUGCAAGGAGCAAGACAGGGAUAGAAAAUCGGGAGUUGCUCUAGGCAGAUACGAAGAGUUUGGAGAGGGAACUGUUUGGGACAAGGACGGUGCAGGGCAAGAGAUAUUUGAGGGACCAGUUAUCGGGUUGCUUGUCGAAUUAACUUGGCAUGUUGAAAGUUGGAACUUUGUAACUUACCUGAUGGGGCUAGAGACUUUCUGUAUUUGGGUGUGGCAUCGUACGUGGCUCAGCAAAUGGAACCGCUGGCGCAUUCCCAUUUCCAAUGAUACAGCUCUUUCCUCCGCGAUAGAGUUUCAUUCCAUGGCUCGCAACGCUGAACAUGCGCGCAUACGCAUGCCUAAGCCCAUGUCAGAGGCUCGGAGAGAGCGUGACGUCCUCCGACUCUAUAGCUCGGCCUUUCGCGACAUUCCUUACCUUGACCAGCUUGGCCCAUCCCCAGAUCUCUGUUUUCUCCCUCACGACCAUGUCGCCCGCCGGGCCCAAGACUCCGCUCUCAUGGGCUUCGCCCAGUUGGCGUCAAUCCGCCUGGGUGCCAAUCGUGCCUUAAUCUCGCUCAUUGACGGCCAGCGACAGCAUAUCCUAGCGGAAGCCACGCCAGACACAUCCUUGCGGUUCGACUCUAAACUGCCUCCUGGUGAUUUAUGGCUCGGCAACGUGAGCAUUCCCAGGACGUGGGGAGCUUGUGAGGCCGUGCUUUGCAUAGAUCCUACAAAGCUAGCUACUAGUGAAGAUGCCACCGUCAUCAUAAAUGAUCUCUCAGAGCACGAGACUUUUCGAAUGCGAUCCUAUGUGAGGGCGGGGCCGCAGGUGCGAUUCUACAUCGGAGUGGCUUUGACCAGUCCCUCAGGAGCCAUCGUCGGCGCUCUAUGCAUCUUUGACGACAAGCCUCGCAGGGCGGUAUCGCGGCCAGACAUCAUAUACCUGACCGACCUUGCCACUACCAUUGUGGAGUAUUUGGACACAUAUACGCUCAGGGAUCAGUACAAACGAGGAGAGCAGAUGACUCGCGGUCUCAUAUCAUUCACCGAUGGAGCUUCAACUCUACAGCCGUUUGAGAAUGAUAUUCAGGACCCUUCCGCGAGGCCUAAGCUUUACGAAAGAUCGAGAGCUCCAAAGUCUGGAAUAGCUACUGAGCCGCCCCCAAGGCCACCUCCGGAUCCGCCCUCAAAAACCAAGACAGACACAACAUCCUCAAGAACUCUUAAUGGUACAUCGGCCGCAUCGAGUGCUAUCUUGCAGAGCCGGCAGGACUUGAUGCAACGGGGAAAACUGCCCAAAACCGUCUCUACACAACAUCAGACGGUUAAGGCGUUACAAGAAAGCAUUUUGCCACUGAACUCCAAACGAAUGUUUGCACGUGCAGCAAACAUCAUGCAAGCAUCAAGUGAUUUGGAUGGAGUUCUUAUUCUGGACGCCUCGGUCACGGCAACAAGCCAGUACCAUCACGGCGAGGAUACCGAGUACGGGUCGGAAGCCAAUUGGGAGAGUGCCUUGGAUUCGAAAUCGUCCAGCGAAGAGACACUCUUGACGCCGCAGAGUUCAAGAAAAACUUGCCAAAUACUUGGAUGCGCGACUUUGGAGAGACCUAAUGUCGCUGGAGCCGGGGCCAGGCUCGCACAACCAUCUCUCCCGGAGGCAGAUCUGACACGCUUGUUCCGCAAGUUUCCUGCUGGUAAGGUGCUAUACUUUACGGCCGAUGGUGAACCUGUAUCCUCGGCAGAUGAAUCGGAAUCAUCUGGUGGCCCUGGUAUCUUGAACGAAAGGCUAUCACUACGAGAACAACAGAGGCGCAAGACGCCAGUCGAUCGUGUGGGUAAAACUUGGAAGGCUAUUCUAACUGCCCUACCUGGCGCUCGCAGUGUCGCUUUUGUACCAUUUUGGGACUUCCAAAGGUCAAGAUGGUUUGCUGGGUGUCUGUGCUGGAGUAAUCGACCCGAUCGCCUACUCUCCACACAAGUAGAUCUCACCUACUUCAAAGUCUUUAGUAGCUCAAUUAUGAACGAGCUCGCAAGACUAGAUGCUAUCGCCUCGAGCCUAGCCAAAACAACGUUUGUCGCUUCCAUCUCUCAUGAGCUUCGCUCACCAUUACACGGCAUUCUUGGUACCUUACGGUUCCUCCAGGAUAGCCCCCUCGACUCGUUUCAGAUAUCGAUGCUCAACUCCAUGGCAGCGUGCGGACAGACCCUCCUUGAUACUCUCAAUCACGUCCUAGACUAUGCGAAGAUCAACGAAACAAAACGGAAUCUCUCUUCGAAACGACUGAAGGGUAUAAAUACCAUUCGGUUGUCCUCGAAACCACUUACAUCACAAAGUCCUCAUAAGUCAGUGUUACAGGGAUCUGCUUUCGAUCUAGGAUUAGCAACAGAAGAGGUGGUUGAGGCUGUCUUUGCAGGCGUAAAUUACCAGCCCACCUCAAGCACUGAAGAGGAUGGUCCUUCCUCUCCAUUGGAGCCGAAUUCGGAACCCGAGAGGACUUCACCCCUUGGGGCAAUUGUGAAACGCAAGUGCUGUUUCGUUGUUCUGGACGUUGCGAAUGAGGAAGACUGGAUCUUUUGUGUCCCUGCUGGUGAAUGGAGAAGGAUUGUUAUGAAUGUUUUUAGCAACGCAUUGAAGUACACUGAAUCCGGGCACAUCCUGGUGUCUCUUCGAGCGGGGGAUCAGAGCAACGGCGCGAGUACUUUCACUCAUGUUACCUUAACUAUCACUGACUCUGGUUCGGGAAUGAGCCCGCAAUUUCUGGCAAACAAAGCUUUUCAGCCCUUUUCUCAGGAGAACUAUCUAUCACCCGGCACCGGCCUUGGCCUCAGCAUUGUGCAACAGAUCAUUGAAACCAUUGGCGGAAAGAUCGAGGUUAGCAGCGACACUACGAAGGGUACCAAGCUCACCAUUAAGCUUGCGCUACCCAGGCCAGAGAACCCACGACUUGAUGUAGCUCCAAGAACUCAGUUUCUAGCUUCUGUGCCACGAUUGGAAGGUCGACGCAUUUGUAUAUUAAACAUGACUCACCCCAGCUAUAUUAAGUCCCCAGUGCUACAUUCGACGGAUGAAGGUCUCAAGUAUUUCGCUGAUGCUUUGGCGAGGACUUUGACCAACUGGCUCAAAAUGAAGGUCGUUCAUACGAGCGAGUGGGAUGGACACGACGCUGAUAUAGUUAUAUGUCCGGAGGUUUCAUUCGAAUAUCUCUCAGCCAUUCGACAGCGAAGAUUUGCGAACGAGAGAGCUCCGGUGACGAUCUUCGUUGCAAUGGAUGGGCUAGAAGCGGCGACACUACGCUUGGAUGCCCGCAUGACAAAUAAGGAGUCUGUUGUUGAAAUCAUGACCCAGCCAUGUGGACCUUACAAACUAGCAAGCUUAAUUUCCCAUUGUCUCGAUCGCUAUGAAUCUCUUAGUGAGAAUUCCCAGUUCCACGCUCAUACAAUAUCUUCUCCUCAAUCCACUCCCGACCCGGAUCCAAACACUCCCGCUCCACCUGUAAUCACAGAGAAGCGUUGGAACCCAUCCUUUCCGCUACCAAUUCCGCCGAUAUUUGAAAAUUCACCAGAGUCAAUGUUUGUGCCGAAUGUCUCUAGUCCUCGCCUCCCCAACCAACUCAGAACUUCCAUCUCGAACGUCCUGAUUGUCGAUGAUAAUCCUAUCAACCGCCGACUCCUCGUCGCCUUCUUGAAAAAGCGAAGCCUCGCCCACAAAGAGGCUACGAACGGACUCGAAGCCCUUCGCGCAUACCAGAACGAGGCCAUCAAGUUCGACGUGAUCCUCAUGGACAUAUCAAUGCCAGUAAUGGACGGUAUGUCAGCAACACGCGCUAUCCGCCAGUAUGAAGCGAAGAAUAGCAUCAAACACGCCCAUAUCAUAGCACUCACGGGCCUGGCAUCCGCAAGUGCGAGGCUCGAGGCUUGGAGCUCCGGUGUGGAUUGUUUUAUGACGAAGCCGGUAGAUUUCAGGGCACUGUGGAGGGCUUUGAUAAAUGGGGAGAUGAAUGGGGAGUUGAAAGGAAAAGCUUGAAGAUGCAAGUAGAGG